GACUUUUCAGCGCGUUAGGUAAGGAGGUCGAUAAAACACUUUGGUCGUGUUUGUUAUCUUAAUUUUCCAAAUCUCUGCAUUUUAGUCAAGUGUUCCCGAUUUAAUUUCUUAUCCAAGAUUGUUUUCAAUGUAUGCUGUGUUGCAAUGGACGACAGCAACGCAGUGAAGCUCUUUGUUGGAAAUCUGGAUUUGGAAACAACACAAGAUGACCUUAUAGCACUUUUUGCCCCUUACGGAGAAGUGGUGAACAUAACUGUACUAAGGCAGUUUGCCUUUGUCCAUCUGCAGGGAGAAGGGGCUGCUGACCGUGCCAUCCGUGAUCUGAAUGGUCAAGAUUAUCGUGGAAAGAACCUUGUAGUUGAGGAAUCCAAAGGAAGGCCGCUUAAUUCCACCAAAGUGUACGUGGGGAACCUGAGUGCUUCCUGUACAGUCGAAGACCUUUAUAAUCUCUUCUCGAUUUACGGCAAAGUUCUUGACUGUGACAAAGUGAAAACUAAGCCCUCGUCUUUAGCAGGCUACACCUUUGUGUACAUGGAGCACAAAGAGGAUGCAGAACAAGCCAUCGAGGGUCUUCAAGGUACCUCGUAUAUGGGACGUCAACUCUCAGUGGAGCUCUCAAAAGGACAGCAGACUGCAAACAAGGUCCCUUGUGCCAGCUGCGGUGCGUACGGCCAUUUUGCAGGUGAAUGCCCAAUAAACAGGCCUUCAAUGGAACACCACCAGAGUCAAGCGGCUGUUCUCGCAGCAGCCGCUGCAGCCGCAGCCGGGCUUCCCCUUCAGGUGCAGCAGAGCGUCCACAACUCCUUCUACAACACAGCUAGCAGCGACCCAACGUUUGCAGCUCUGAAAGACUUGACCACUUCCAGGGUUGACGGCAAGCCUGUUAGUGCUGCAGUCUAUGGUGCUCUGGCUAGUCAGGUCUACGGUGCCGUCGCAGACCAGGUGCUCAGCUCAGGAAAGAACAAAGUGUCCGACGGCUACCCAAAUGAAGAAGAGGCGCCGUCAGCUGCAACUGCUGUUAACUCUGCCUAUGGUGCAAAUUCUUCUAUGUACAGUGCCAGUCCAGCUUAUGGGACCAUGGGAGGCACAAAGUCUGACCCCCAAGCCAUGUUCGAAGCCGCCCGGGCCAGAUUCUUCGAGCAGGGGCAACAAGUACUCGCCGAACAGCAGGCUGUGACCAAAUCCGACCGAGACCGAAGCCCGAUACGACGCUCGACCCCGUUAUUGCCUGACCCGGUUUCACAGCCGUUUUCCCAGACGCGACCCAAACGGCGAGCCUUGCUUCCAACACCACCUGGUGGACCAGAAAUACCCGCAGUUAAAAAUGGAGACCCAAUCGCAAGGUGCUAUGCAGAGUACUACCAACAGUACCAGCAGUACCAACAGUACCAACAAUACCAACAGUACCAGCAUUAUCAGCAGUACCAGUACAACUAUCCGCCGCCGCCGCCACCACCACCUCCGAUGCCGAUGGUGUCUCCAGGCCCAGUGGAUGUGCAACAGAUGGCUGCCCCGGGCACUGCUGCUUCACAAAGAGUGUAUGAGCCAUCUUCAAUACACAAGGAGCCCCUCCUACGUCGUCCUGACUAUCCUCCCCAACACACAUCUGAAUCCCCUUAUCGAUAGCUCUCACAACCUCACCCUCACAACUCUGUGUGCUUGUAUGUGUCUGUUUUGGUCCUACUUGACAACAGAUGAAACCGGAGGAAAGGGAUUAAUUGAAUUAUUACGUCAAAUUUGCCCAUAAUGUCAGAUUUCUCGUGUACAGAAUGUAGAUGUUUACUCUUAAAGAAAACAUCGAUUCUGAGAUAUCUUGUUAGAAGUUUAAGUUUUUGUAAGCGCUCAAAUAUUUCAUCAGUCAGUUUUGUAGAUGAAAGCACUCGUUGAUCACUUAGUCAGAUUCAGCAUUCUCAAAGUCAAAUGACUGUGCCUUCAAAAAAAUAAACGCUUUUUUUUGUAAAGAUUUUUCAGACUUUUGUAAAACCUUCAGAUCAGAUACAGUGUAUUGAAUUCACAACAUGGGUUCGUGGUUAGUUAAAAUUGUUCUGUAAAAUUGCCAGUUUAGACUGGCUUAAUUUCACAGAUGCUAAACUUAUAAGGCACAGCAUAUUUUGGAUGGUUUAUAAAGAGGACCUGUUUAAUGUAUGUGUGUCUGUGAGUGAGUGUGAACACAGAAUGUUAACAAUUUGGAUCAGAACGUUUAGCUUACAUACGAUAUAGACCGCAAUCACACAUAUUGGAUCCAUUUCCUAUAAUAAUUUUUGAGUGGGAGGGGCCUCACCACAUUUAAGUGUAUCAGUACCAACAAAACAAAAAUACUCACUAGUGCAGAUGGUGUUAUUUUUUCCCAGUUCGGAGUUUAGAAAUAGUGGAAAGUUGUAUUCAUCGCAGAGGGUACAUUCGUGUUUGUUACUCUCUAGGCCUAUUCAUUCAUUCUGAAUGCUGUUCAUUUGGAUACCCAUAUUGACUCUGAAUGAGCCGGAGAUGUCGUUGUUGCUAAAAAGCAAAACGAACUGGUCCUAUAGCCUGGCAGGUGCAAUUAUGCAUGUUUUGCAGGAAUUAAAAAGCGUACAACUGCCAUCUCUGGCCUUGCAUCUCUCUCUUACAUGGACAGUAUACUCUUGUUAUUGGUUAUAUAUAUAUACAUGUAUGGGUCAUAACCCCUCUAAAGGUUUUUACGUUCUUUUUUUUUGUUUUGUUUUUUUAAAGUAGCCCCAUGCAAUUAAUAUGUUGCUCUCUGACCAAUUAUCGUAGUCUCUAUAUCCUUCGAGUCGUUUGAAAAAAUUUCAGGGGCUUUUGGGUGGAAACAUUUAGUUAUUAAGGGAUGGGUUGUAAAAGCCAUUAGGUAUGGCACCUUCAGGCGUGUUAUGGCAAUUGGUUCUGAGCGUGAAAACAUUGAAUUGCUUUAAACCACAUUGUAUUUUUGUUCUUUAAGAAAAAAAUGUCUUGUCCCAGUUCUUGAGCAUUUUAGGCAAUUCAAUUAAACACUCAUGUUAUACAACUAUAAAGUGAAAGUGACUUUGUCUGAAUAUUUAAUUUAGGUUAAGGUUUAUGCAGUUAGCCAGAGGUUUCAAACAUGACAUUGUUGUCAAAUUAUAUAUUAAUAAAGGGAAUCUACUCAAGUCAAUCUACAUUAAGCUUUGAAAAGAGCGUUAAUCUUUGCAACAUUUACAUUAUUCUGGUUUUGCGAUGCAUAUGACAAUUGAGUAGCUUCCCUUUAAAAACUUGACAAUGAAACCUGUGCAUAAUUGUAAUUGAAAGGUAUGGUAAAGAGAAUGGUUUGUUUAAUCAUGUUAUGUAUGUCCUCUUUCCCUAGAAUGCCCCUCAGGCAGUCUUCAGUCUUUCAUUCCAAAGAAACAUGGUGGGGUACACACACAAAACUCACUGAGCACAUGUAACCCAUACUUUCACCACUCGCAGUGACACCUGUAACAUUUGACUGCAUUUAUUUAAUUAAACCUCACAGACAAACAUUGACUUUGAGAUUUGAUAUUCUCGAUAUUGUGUAUGAUAGUGACAGUCAAAACAAGGUGGUGGUGUAGCUUAUUUCAGCACACCAGGGUUUCACACCAAUGAUUGUAAACAACAUUGUAUUGUAACUAUUGUAUAUUUUUAUAAAUAGUUGCAUGUGUCUUGUUAUUUUUACUGCUGUUCCAGCCACAUUUUCCCUUUUCGCUAACUACAGCUAAAAUGGCUCCCAGGCCUCAGGACACCCAAGUUGAGCAUGACGGGGGAAGAGAAUUAGCGCCCCACAAUGCUUCGGACGUGGUCCCCGCUAAGGUAAAGCCAUUUGGCCCCAACCACGCCUGCACCUCAAUCAUACACUUCCCCUCAAUAGUUCUAGCACAGUUGCUAGAGAUGCUCAGAUCAGACCCACACCCAAGUUAUUUUAAUAAAGCCAACACACAGUGAUGAUGAGGGAGAUUGGUGUCUUGGAGCAGUACUCAUGCUUUGGGAUUUUAUCUGUUGAGCUAACCAGUUUGGCAUCAAGAUACACUGCUAGUAAAUAUCCAUUUGAAGUCUCUUACAUACUGAUGGGACAGUUCAAAUUUGGUAUUUGAGAAUUUGCCUUGGCUUGUUCUGUGGCAUUUGGUCUUUUUGAAGCACUUCCAGUAAGGUGAGACGAGGCGCACGCUCUUACUCAAAGCUGAAGUGCUCCAGGUGUGCUUUGAAUACUUAAGGACGCAGUGCUGUCCGAAAGGCCAGGGUCCAAGUAGGGCAGCCGUCUUAUAGGUGAGUAAUCAAUGCGCCAACGCCCAGCCCAGACACACUUCUCUGAAAAACUCACUUGUACUAUUUCAGACUUCUUGUCAGAAAUUGUUUCUGAUUUGUUUAAAUUUUAAGGUUCUGCAUUCAAGUCUAAUAAGGCUUUGGUUAUUAAAAAUGCCUGAAGAUUAAAUAAAACCUUUUUUUCUGUCACGCUGGGGAUAACAUUGCUAGAUUAGCCUUACUUUUCAGUGAAAGGAUUAGGCAUUGUUACAAAAAGAGAUUCGUCAAACAUUUCUCACUUCUUGAAGGGUUUUCCAGUCAUCUUGUGCAUCCUACAGAACGUAUUUCAGUCUGUAAUUUUACGACAUCAACAUCACUCCUAUCUAGAAUCUGUGAAUAACUUUGUUACUUAAAAUCAGUCCCAUACAAUAAUUAUAGUUGAUUUAUUUUCAGUAUGCUAGGUUUAUCCAUCAUGUCUUCGUAUUUAAUAAUUUUUGCGAGCUGAUUUCUUUCUCCCCCCAUUCAAAUAAAAAUGCUGGUAGACAGUGUGCAGAAAAUGUAUGAUUGUACAUAAUAACGACCUAAAAUAUCAAAUCAGGGAAAUUUUUUAUAGCCAAGUUCAUUGUUUUUUUUCUAGAAUAUUGGCAACUCUUAUUGCUUUGUAUGUAAUUGUCCCUAAAUGCUUUCUUCAAAAUUUACAAACAGGUUUUAGGCCAUGAUCUUUGUAUUGAGGUCUUGUUCAAUAAAUCAUGUUUAAAUGCUA
Messenger RNA from Paramisgurnus dabryanus, 4972 nucleotides. It is a transcript of the gene rbm14a, whose product is annotated as RNA binding motif protein 14a. Gene Ontology annotation, molecular function: zinc ion binding; RNA binding. The record is from RefSeq and is a predicted model, not a curated record. Lineage: Eukaryota; Metazoa; Chordata; Actinopteri; Cypriniformes; Cobitidae.